AAGCUAAGAAAACGGCAUUUUGGCAUCUUUGAUUUCUUGAUUCUCAGCAUCUCCCUUUCUCUCUCUUCCCUUUAAAUAAACUCCAUCUCUCUUUCUCUCUCCUCCAUCACUCACUAACUCCUUUUCUUCCCACCAUAACCACCACAUUUUCCACCUAAUUAAUUUAAUCAAACCAAUCAAAAUGAACGGCCUUGAUUCAUCCUUUGAGGUCUUGGCCUUUAUCCCAGUUAAUCUUGGCCCUUUAUUAUCCGCCACGGUAAACAAUCUCUGGGCCUGGCUCGCCGUCAUCACCGCCGCCUUUAGCUUCUGGCGCCUCCGUUCCUCCUCCUCCCACGUUAUUUUCCCUCCUCCACCUCCACCACCAUCAAAACCAAUAGAACCAACUCCGACGACGUCGUUUGACGGAAAUGGCAUUGCGGAGGAGAGCGAAAAUGUAGAAGAAGAAGAAGAAAAGGAGGAGGAAAGGGUGUUGACGAGGGGUAACAGUAAAAAGUUUUUUACUGUUUUCGAAGAGGAUAGAGAAAAUGAUCAAGAGGAUGACGAUGAUAAUCAUCACGAUGAGAUGGACGGUCAGGAUGAAGUUGAGGAGGAGAAGAAUGAAUGGGUGGUGAUUAAGAGGUGGGGAUCAUCAUCAGAAUUAACGGUAGAGAUGAGAGGUGGUGAUUUUGGUUGGUAUAGUUACCAAAAUAGGAAAGUGAUUGAUGGGAGUGUGGUUAGAUUGUGGAGGGAGGAGAGAGAAAAUGUUACCGUCCGUAAAAACUUUGUCUACUCACCGCGUAAAUUAUCCGCCUCUAAUAGCUUCUAAACAGGUCAUGGGAUCAAACCUGACACGGUAAAAUAUUCUUUAAAAUCGCGUAUUAGAGAUUGGUAACUUUCGAAUGGGGGUAGAUGUAGCGAUGUCUCGUUCGAUUGGAAGUUACGGCAUUAUUAUGGUGUUAGGGUGAAGUAGAGGGAUUUAUUAGUUGUUGGUGACUUGAAUUGGUGGGUUAAUCAUUGAUUAACCAAAUAAUUUUUUUCCUAGCUACUAAACUUAAUUAUUAUGCUAUUAAAAUUAAACUAUGUAAUUACUCGGUAUUAUUGAGUACUUCAUCAAUUGUAAUUGUACAUAUACAUUAGUUAAUGAUAAAAUCAAUAAUAUAUUUACUCAUUAAUCCAUUA
This is a messenger RNA of Spinacia oleracea (spinach), 1158 nucleotides long. RefSeq lists its product as uncharacterized. The record is from RefSeq and is a predicted model, not a curated record. The transcript has a single exon. The coding region runs from base 182 to 805 and encodes 207 amino acids. Lineage: Eukaryota; Viridiplantae; Streptophyta; Magnoliopsida; Caryophyllales; Amaranthaceae.